ACGUGCUCAUGUCAGCGAAAGUUGGCUUAUAUGAGCCAAUAAACGGCGAGCUGAUGUACAUGACAUUAGCCAUUGGCUGAUUCAAAAAGUAAGCAUUUUGAGCGCUAACGGUCUGCAGUUUCAACCGUGUUAGUGUGGGAGCAGACGGCUUCGGUGAGUUGUCGACUAACUCAGCUUGAGAUAAUGGCCGAAAGCGAACGCGGUGAUGUCUCUGAACGUUACGAAUUCGAUGCCCCAUCCCAAGUUGUCGACCUGAAAGAACUGGAAAAUGCUGAAAGCGACGACAAGUGGUUUGAAGAACAGGCCAUGGGAGCAGAUGCGCACCUUAUAACACCUUUGAGACUUGACCGACCCUUUAUGAGAGGUGAUAGGCACAGCCUGCCAAGAGCCAUCGUAAUCCCACAAGUCAAGACAGAUGUGGAUUCUGGUCCUAGCACAUCCACAGCCCUCCCUCCCAACAUUGUCACAUCCUGGGGUGCUGGAAGUCCUGCUCGGACAAAUGCCCGACCAAAGAGGAGCACUGCUAAUCAACUCCCUGCUCAACCAUGCAGGGUUUCCAAACGUAAAGAGCUAAACAGCGGUCCAGCUGCACCACCAUCAAAGAAACACAAAAAGAGUCCUGUAGCUCCACCAGCCCCAAAACGCAGCAGUGUUUCACGCAGAAAUGGACAGCUAAAUUCCAGGGCUGUACCCAAGACCCGUGCAGAAGCUUCCACUACUACAAACACAGAGCCAAGUAGCUCUGAAGAACAGGAGCUUGAACGAAUCAGGAACCUCCAGAAGGAAGUGGCUCUGCAUCGCAAGAAGAAUGAGGCCAGCUACAAAGCUGCUCUGGCUGGCAAUCCGCCACCAAAGAAGAUGGUCCUAUCAACAACAGUUCCAAAAGAAUUCCAUUUCAACACAAACACCCGCGUUAAGGCGACCACUUCAUCCAACAAUGGCCACAAGGAAUUGGACUUCAUAACUCAGCUCCGCAAGCCCUCCUCACCAGCAAAGGCUAUGAAAGGUGCCACGGUGCCCAAACCCUUCAACCUGUCGAAGGGUAACAAGAGAAAGGUGGAGGAGCCAUCUGUCUAUGUGCCCAUGGCUCAGCAGAUACAGCAGUUUCAGAAACGAACCCCUGACCGCUACCAUUUGCGCAGUCGCAAGAGUCAAGAGAGAGGACCAUCCCCAAUGAAGGGUGACCACCUUAAGCUCACCCACCCUCACACUCCACACCUGAUGACCAACCAGAGAAGCCGGCCGCCUGCUGUAAAGAGCACUGCUGAGCUGGAGUCUGAAGAGUUGGAAAAACUUAACAAGUUUAAAUUCAAGGCCCUGGAGCUAAACAGGAAAAUAUUAGAUGGCGUAGAGGGCCUAAAGAAACCAGCAGUGAAGGAACCCACUGUACCUGAAGGAUUCGAGUUGCAGAUUGAAAAAAGGCUCCAGGAGAGACAGGCCACAAAGCCUCAAGAGGAAGAGAAGCUGCAUGUCUUUAAAUCCCAGCCUCUACCCAAAAAGAUCCUGGAAGGAGUAGUGGGUUUGCCAGAGAGGAAGGUUCUGCCUGCAACCGUGCCAGAGUCUCCAGCUUUUGCUCUCAAGCAUAGGGUCCAUAGGGAACCCAAGGUUGAGGAAGUCAAACAGCAUUCACCAGUCAAGGCCCCCCCAGUGCCUCACUUUGGCCUCCCCUUCCAGCCCCGCCUACCAGAGAACCACCAUGUGGAGGUCUGUCCUUUCUCCUUUGAGGAGAGGGAACGAGAGAGGAAGGUGUUGAAAGAGAAAAGACUGGAAGAUAAGCGAAAUGAGGAGGUACCUCAGUUUAAGGCACAGCCACUUCCAGACUUUGACACUGUGAACCUCCCCGAGAAGAAGAAGCUGGAACCCACCAAGCCGGAGCCCUUCAGACUGCUCAUAGAUGAACGUGGAGCCGCGAGGACCAGUCGCUGGGAGCAGAUGGUAAAAGAGGAGCAGAAACAACAGGAGGAAGCAGCAGUGUUCAAAGCUAGGCCCAACACAGUCACUCUUAAAGAGCCUUUCCAGCCCAGAAAGGAGAGCCGGGCUACUGUGGAACUCAUUCAUUCUUCUACAGUUGUGGAGGUCUUUGAGCUGUCUACAGAGAGGCGGGCCCGGGAGCGGCAGGAGUAUGAGCGACUAGCCAGUGAGAAGGAGGCUCUCAGGACAUUCAUGGAGGAGGAGCAGAGACGGGAGGAGGAGCAGAGGAAGAAGGAGGAAAUUUCCAGGAUGCGGCAAGAACAGGUUCACAAGGCUCAGCCCAUCAGACACUACAAACCUGUUGCACUGAAGAAGAGUGAAGUUCCACUCACAAUUCCCCAGUCCCCAAACUUCUCUGAUCGUUUCCGCCUGUGAGCUGCUUGCCUCAUUCUACUCAGCAGAAAAGUGACCAGAUUCUAACUGUUUUUAUUUUGUACUUUUAUUUUUCUUUUUGGGGCAAAAGCCCUUGAAGUUAGUUGCAUCCAUUUCAGAUAGUCAGUCAGAAUACUGACUAUGAAAUUGUGAAUACAGCUGCAAUUCAAAAGGACUGAAGCUCAGUUUUUUUUUUGUUUUUUUUUUUUCAGUCUUUUCCACAUUGAGCUUUAGAUUUUAACCAUUGUUGUACAUUAUUUUCUGUCUCUCUGUUUUUCUAUAUUAACUCUCUUAAAUAAAGGCUUUAAUGUUA
Acanthopagrus latus (yellowfin seabream) is the source of this 2656-nucleotide messenger RNA. It is a transcript of the gene tpx2, whose product is annotated as TPX2 microtubule nucleation factor. Gene Ontology annotation, cellular component: microtubule; spindle. The transcript has 17 exons. Gene Ontology annotation, biological process: regulation of mitotic spindle organization; activation of protein kinase activity. Lineage: Eukaryota; Metazoa; Chordata; Actinopteri; Spariformes; Sparidae. The record is from RefSeq and is a predicted model, not a curated record. The coding region runs from base 184 to 2346 and encodes 720 amino acids.